Oncorhynchus tshawytscha (Chinook salmon) is the source of this 1969-nucleotide messenger RNA. It is a transcript of the gene cox15, whose product is annotated as cytochrome c oxidase assembly protein COX15 homolog. The record is from RefSeq and is a predicted model, not a curated record. NCBI's taxonomy places the organism in Eukaryota, Metazoa, Chordata, Actinopteri, Salmoniformes, Salmonidae. Gene Ontology annotation, cellular component: mitochondrial inner membrane. The coding region runs from base 65 to 1282 and encodes 405 amino acids. The transcript is spliced from 9 exons. Gene Ontology annotation, molecular function: oxidoreductase activity, acting on NAD(P)H, heme protein as acceptor. Gene Ontology annotation, biological process: heme A biosynthetic process.
GUUUUUUUUUAUCGAUGCCCAGUCUUCCUACCGCUGUUGCGUGAGAGGACCAUUUUAAAUAAGGAUGCUGCUUCCUUCGUUACGGACGUUGGUGUCGUGUGGCUGUCGAAAUGCUGGGAGAGGAUUUCAGCAGAGCAAUCGGACUCCUCAUUUGCGGCAAUGGCUGGCGAAGAGAAGCCAGCACUCCAUCACAGCAGAGGCAGGAGCCAACACAGCUCCAGCUACAGUUCCCAACGCGGCCACCAAUCGGAUCCUCGGCCGAUGGCUGUUGGGCUGCAGUGGACUGGUGGUCGGGGCAGUGGUGUUGGGAGGUGUCACAAGGCUGACGGAGUCAGGGCUCUCAAUGGUAGACUGGCACCUGGUGAGAGAGAUGAAGCCUCCUCAGACUCGGGCCGAGUGGGAGGCUGAGUUUGCCAAGUACCGGCAGUUCCCAGAGUUCAAAAUAAUGAACCAUGACAUGACUCUACCAGAGUUUAAGUUCAUCUUCUACAUGGAGUGGGGCCACAGGAUGUGGGGCAGGCUGGUAGGGCUGGCCUAUGUCCUCCCCACGAUCUACUUCUGGAAGAAAGGCUACUUCAACAGAUCUAUGAAGGGACGUGCACUGGGACUCUGUGGAUUUGUGUUCUUUCAGGGCCUCCUGGGCUGGUACAUGGUGAAGAGUGGUCUGGAAGAGAAACCAGAGUCCUAUGAUGUCCCCCGAGUCAGUCAGUAUCGCUUGUCUGCUCACCUAGGGUCAGCUCUGCUACUCUACUGUGCUAGUCUAUGGACCGGACUCACACUGAUGGUCGAGCCGCACAAGUUGGCUAAUACUAAGCGUCUGAACCAGCUGAGGAGGUUUGCUAAGGGCACUGUAGGAUUGGUCUUCCUCACCGCACUCUCAGGUGCGUUUGUAGCAGGGCUGGAUGCUGGGUUGGUGUAUAACUCGUUCCCUCUGAUGGGAGACAGAUGGAUCCCUGAUGACCUCCUGGCCUUUUCUCCAACACUCAAGAACUUCUUUGAGAACCCCACCACUGUUCAAUUUGACCAUCGAGUUUUGGCAAUCUCGUCUCUGACGGCCAUCACAGGUCUCUAUAUGUUCUCCAGGAGGAUGAUGCUACCUAGGAGAGCUAAGAUAGCCAUAUCCUGCCUUACAGCUAUGGCCUAUGCGCAGGUUGCCCUGGGCAUCAGUACCCUGCUUCUUUACGUGCCCACUCCCCUAGCAGCGACCCACCAGUCAGGCUCUGUCGCCCUGCUCUCAUUGGCCAUCUGGGUCCUGGCAGAGCUCAGGAAGGUGGCCAAGUAGAUGCCCACUUUGCCAUAACUCGAUCAGGCCUCCAGAGACAAACCAGUCCAAGGGGGGAAAAAAAUAAAGAAUAUUGACAAGAUGCUCCAGGAAGAAAGAGAGGAGAGAAUCAUUCUAUAAAACAAUGGAUUGGGUCUUUUGAUACUAUGUCGGGGAACUUCUGUUGCAAAGCUGCAAGCUCCUUCCACCGGUUUGAAGUUAUAUCAUAACAUUAGAAUUCAGUUAUAUAAAGGUUGUUUUGAUUGAUGCAAUGGAAAGAAUGUUCAAGCUUAUUUCACUACAUUUUCCCCCAGCAGUGCAGUGGUUGGGCCAGGAGGUGAGUCGCCUGUAGUUUAGAAAUCUCACUGAAAGGCAUUACUGUAGCUGACGAUAGAUUACAUUUCAAUGUCACUAGAUAGCGACUAUUAAUAAACUGAAAUUGAGUUGAGCAGUGUAGAAUUUUAGCAACCAGGAAAUUAGCGAUUUACACUAGAUGACACGGCCACAAAUUCAGAACAGCUUUCCAAGUUUGAAAACAGAUUUGACUCCGGCAGGAGAAAUCAAUAGGUGAAUAUCACAGCCGAUUACAACACUGGCGGGUAAGUAAUACUGUGAAACACUGAUUCCACUGUUUUGUGGCAGACAUAUUACAGACAUUUUCAUAAAUUAUAUUGCAAAAAUUCUGAAAAGAAAUCCUAUGUUGGCACA